UUGAUCUGUAAUUAUGAGCUCAUCGCCAGCCCUGGUUUCUCUCAACCCGUUGCGCGGGAGGGAGAGCCGAGGGGAGGGGGAAGGAAGCCGCAGGACAUCCGACACGUACAGGAAGCAGAACCAGUUCCAGAGCCUUUGUCCAACCUCCCGCUCCCGCCCGACCGCAUUCCGAUACAACCUCUGCGCCCGCCACCGCUGCUUCCAUACAAAAAAAAAAACAACCACUAA
Molecule: messenger RNA, 228 nt
Organism: Danaus chrysippus (African queen)
Lineage: Eukaryota; Metazoa; Arthropoda; Insecta; Lepidoptera; Nymphalidae
Source: the annotation of a GenBank genome assembly